AUGGAGAUCACCCAAGAGUUCCGGCAAUUGCACUCGGGAAAGCCGAUCCCAAAGAUUACAACGCAUUACGCUGACGUUGGGAAGAAAUCCGAGGUCGAUCAGUCAAUUCGCGAGGUACUCAGCGCGCAUGACGAAAUUACGAACCUGGUUACCUGUGCCGGAUAUUGUCAGAACGUAGAAGCCAUCAAGAUGACGUCUGAAGAAAUAAAGACAAUGCUCGGCGUCAAUCUGGAAGGCACAUUCUACUGUGCCACUGAAAUUGCUAGAUACUUGAUGGCGCGCAACAAGCCCGGGAACAUGAUCUUCAUCGGCAGCAUCAGCGGCAGCAUCAUCAAUGUGCCGCAACCGCAGGCCAUGUAUAACUCGAGUAAAGCAGCAGUUCGGCAUCUUGCGGCUAGUCUAGCCGUUGAAUGGGCGAGCAAGGGCAUUCGAGUGAACUGCUUGAGCCCCGGCUACAUGAUCACUGAGCAGGCCAUGAAGGCGCAGAUUCUUGUAGACAACCCAAGCCUAAAGGCCGAGUGGGAGUCCAAGAUCCCGCAGGGCCGCAUGGGCCCACCUGAAGAAUUGAUGGGUACGGUAGCAUUUUUGGCAUCAGAUGCCUCUAGCUAUAUUACUGGACAAGAGAUAAAGGUGGAUGGAGGUUUCACUGUGUGUUAA
Molecule: messenger RNA, 657 nt
Organism: Alternaria arborescens
Lineage: Eukaryota; Fungi; Ascomycota; Dothideomycetes; Pleosporales; Pleosporaceae
Exons: 3
Coding region: 1-657 (218 amino acids)
Cellular component (GO): intracellular anatomical structure
Molecular function (GO): oxidoreductase activity, acting on NAD(P)H, oxygen as acceptor
Source: RefSeq, a predicted model, not a curated record